This is a messenger RNA of Saccostrea cuccullata (small rock oyster), 1742 nucleotides long. RefSeq lists its product as uncharacterized. The coding region runs from base 190 to 1707 and encodes 505 amino acids. Lineage: Eukaryota; Metazoa; Mollusca; Bivalvia; Ostreida; Ostreidae. The transcript has a single exon. The record is from RefSeq and is a predicted model, not a curated record.
UAAAACAUAUUUGUUAGACUUAAGAUGGCAAGACUCAAUGAUGUGGACCAAAUGCUUAUCGCUUCCUCAUUGUUCCAUUGACGUGAAACAGAGGGCAAGUGACAUAAAGAAUGUUCCAGACUUGUCUGUAGAAGUUCAGUUUGAUACGUUUAUAACGUCCAGGGGUGAAGUCUUUUGACUAUAAUAGCCAUGACUACAUGCAAGUACAGUAUGAGAUGUGCCAAGAAAUACGUAUUGUUGGUGGCGGGAAUCUCCCUUUUCUUAGCUGGAAUAUUCAUAAUCAAACGGAAGUCAGCAAAACAUUGUGUGAACAUUCUUGGGGAUAAAUACUCUUCGCAUGUACAGGAGACUACUGUUGUGUUUCCACUCAAGGAGAAACUGGAGGAAUAUAAUUAUGAGACCUUAUUUUGUCUAUAUGAGAUGUAUACAAGAACUCUACAACAUCAUUGCAAAAGGCUCCGCCGGUUUGGCGAGAUUCAGAGAAAAGGUUGGUAUGUGUGCCUAGACUUUUUGGACCCAGCGCCUUACAACUGCAGUGUUGUUUCAGCGAAUUCGGUAUUUGAUGAGUCAGUGUUCGUCAGGCAUGUUGAAGCCUAUUGCAAAUGUGAGCAUCAUAAAUACAAGGUGAAUGAAUUGGAAACCGAGUUCAAGAAAACGAGAACGUUAGACUUGGUUACGUUUUCCAUCACAAAUAGAGAUGAUUUGGUUUUGUUGAGGAACAUUUUGAAAUCUGACGGUGGCAGUGUGCGUCAGUUCUUAAUUGAAAUACAUUCUUUAAUGUAUUUUAGUGAAGGUGUUAAAGACCUAAUUUCCGUUUUGCAGCUAUUGUAUCAGCAAGAUUUUAGAUUAGUGUGGUUUGAUAUACCCUACAGCUGUGUUCCAUUACACAAUAACCGAGCAUAUCAAUGUAUAAGUCUUAAUUUUGUUAGUGUCUCUAGCGGCGGAAAAAGACCUAAGAGUAAAGUCAACAGCAAUCUUUUAUUAUUGCCAACAUCACAGAAUGUGUGGGAAAAGUUGUCUCGUGUUGAUUUAGCAAUUUCGUUAUAUCAUGAAUACCUUUCCACGGUUCAAUUUCAUUGCAAGCAUAUUGUAAGAAUGGGUAAAGUCAAUGAUGGUGGAUGGGACAUUUGCCAUGAUUGUAUGCCGAAAUCAGAGACCAAAUCACCCUGCAUCGUGUACUCUUUUGGAAUUGAAAACGAUUUUUCUUUCGAUGACGAUAUAUCAAACACGUAUGGAUGUCAGGUGUAUUCAUUCGACCCAAGUAUGGGUGUGGAGGACCAUCAACGUUCAGAUAAAGUAAGAUUUUUUAACAAGGGAUUGUGGAAUAGUAAACGUUUAUUGCAACGAGCAAGAAUGUACUGGAAUGUAGACACUUUUGAAGGGAUCCUAAAAGAUCUGAAGCAUGUAAAGACACCAAUAAAAAUCCUGAAAAUGGACAUCGAACGUUCAGAAUGGAUUGUUUUGAAACAAAUUAUUGAUAACGGUCUUCUUCUAAACGUAGAGCAAUUUUUAGUGGAAUUUCACUCUAUGGGUGAUAGGGAAAAACUUUUUAUUCUUAAAAGUUUGUAUGAUAUUGGUUUUCGGAUAUUUUGGUUUCAUAAAAACCCGCUAGGAUCAAACUACAAGACCAGGAACAUCCCAGUAAGCAGUGCAAACGAAGUAUCUUUUAUCAAUGUUGUUUACUUGAGAAAGAAUGGCAUGUUAUGAAUUGUAGAGCGCUUCAAUAAAGUAUUUAAAAUGUA